Molecule: messenger RNA, 1793 nt
Organism: Teleopsis dalmanni
Lineage: Eukaryota; Metazoa; Arthropoda; Insecta; Diptera; Diopsidae
Product: threonylcarbamoyladenosine tRNA methylthiotransferase-like
Exons: 1
Coding region: 156-1787 (543 amino acids)
Biological process (GO): tRNA methylthiolation
Cellular component (GO): endoplasmic reticulum
Molecular function (GO): 4 iron, 4 sulfur cluster binding; tRNA (N(6)-L-threonylcarbamoyladenosine(37)-C(2))-methylthiotransferase activity
Source: RefSeq, a predicted model, not a curated record
UUUUUGAUAUAUUGAAAUUAACUCGUCAAUUGUUCAAAAAUAGUUCAACAGCUGAUAGCAAUUUAUUUUUGUGUAUUGGCAACUCUACUUGUAUAAAUAUAGUAGACGUAGUGCAGCUGCACAUGGUAAAUUAUAUUUAAAUAAGAAUAUUUAAAAUGAUAAAUUUACCAGGUGAAUUUAUUGACGAUAUUGAGGAUUUAAUAUCUUCAGAUGAUAUAAAACCAAAGGAACGUUAUCAGAAUAAAAAAAGUGUGACUGUUCGAGCCAAAAAACGCAUAACCGUCGAGUCAGACACAAAGCCGGAGUCAUAUCCAGAAAAGACAAUAUAUGAAAGUGUCAUACCCGGUACUCAAACAAUCUUUGUCAAAACAUGGGGUUGCGCGCACAAUAAUUCAGAUUCAGAAUAUAUGGCAGGUCAAUUAGCAUCCUAUGGCUACAAACUUACUGAUAGUAAAGAAAAUGCUGACCUCUGGUUGCUCAACAGUUGUACUGUGAAAAAUCCAUCGGAAGAUACAUUUCGAAAUGAAAUUGAAUCGGGUAUGAACAAAGGCAAACAUGUUGUGGUAGCUGGUUGUGUUCCUCAAGGUGCACCUAAAUCAGAUUACUUGCGUGGACUGUCUGUAAUUGGAGUACAACAAAUAGAUCGCGUUGUAGAGGUUGUCGAAGAAACACUUAAAGGACACAGUGUGCGUUUGCUGCAAAAUAAAAAAGUUGAUGGCAAGCGUUUAGCUGGCGCACGUUUAGCAUUACCAAAAGUACGUAAGAAUCCAUUAAUUGAGAUAAUAGCUAUAAAUACUGGUUGCCUGAAUCAGUGUACCUACUGCAAGACCAAACAUGCACGUGGCGAUUUGGCUAGUUACUCACCUGAAGAGAUAGUAGAUCGUGCUAAACAGGCAUUUGCUGAAGGCUGUUGUGAAAUAUGGUUGACAUCGGAGGAUACAGGUGCAUAUGGUCGCGAUAUUGGUACUUCGUUACCUGAGCUAUUAUGGCAGUUAGUAGAAGUGAUACCUGAACAUUGCAUGUUACGUGUUGGUAUGACCAAUCCACCAUAUAUAUUAGAACAUUUAGAGGAAGUUGCAAAAGUGCUACAACAUCCACGUGUCUAUGCUUUUCUACAUGUGCCUGUGCAAAGUGGCAGCGAUAGUGUACUGGGAGAAAUGAAACGCGAAUAUUGUCGUAAGGAUUUUGAACAUGUUGUGGAUUUCUUACGUGAACGUGUACCUGGUGUCACCAUUGCUACAGAUAUUAUAUGCGGAUUUCCUACUGAAACUGAUGAUGAUUUUGAGGAAACAAUUACUUUAUGUGAACAUUACAAAUUUCCGAGUUUGUUUAUAAAUCAGUUCUUUCCCAGACCAGGCACACCUGCAGCCAAAAUGCAGCGUAUACCAGCGAAUUUAGUAAAGAAACGCACCAAACGACUUACGGAGCUAUUCAACAGUUAUGAACCGUAUGCUGGUCGAGAGGGACAGGUCUACACUGUUUUAGUAACAGAAAUUUCACAUGAUAAGCAACAUUAUGUUGGGCACAACAAAAUGUAUGAGCAGGUGUUAUUGCCGAUGCGAGAGAAUUUAUUAGGAACAGCAGUACGUGUACGUAUAACCAAAACCACCAAGUUUAGCAUGUGUGCGGAAAUACUGGAUGAAGAAAACGAUUGGACGCGGUGUAGUAAAAAAUUCGAGAGUAAACCGGCUACGAUUGGAAAUCGCACAUUUAAUCGUUAUUUGGGUAUGGCGCUUAUUGCUGGAUUUGUUGCUUUUAUUUUACAAAUUAUAAUAAAAUUUAUUUAACUGUGA